This is a messenger RNA of Plasmopara halstedii, 1749 nucleotides long. Its product is annotated as P-loop containing nucleoside triphosphate hydrolase. The transcript has a single exon. The record is from RefSeq and is a predicted model, not a curated record. Bases 1 to 1749 code for a protein of 582 amino acids. NCBI's taxonomy places the organism in Eukaryota, Oomycota, Peronosporomycetes, Peronosporales, Peronosporaceae.
AUGCGUGCGUCGUGGAAGCUAAGCAAGCCGAACCUUUUCGGGCCUGACGUUUCGCUAGGAGAGGACGUAGUUCACGUGCUGGUGGUGGUUCCAGAGGGUGCUGUUGGUUCAGCAUUAUUGCAGCCAGCGAAUAGCGCUACAAUUCAAAAUAUCGCCUGGUAUGGCACGCGUGGAUCGAUUGUGGAAGGAGAAGGCGUUGAUCUGAAAGAUCCACGAACACUUUCUCGAGCCAUUCUCACCGCGGAUAUCCUCCGCCGACUCGAAGAAACGCAUGUCCUGCUGGUGACAAGCCCACCAAUGACUGGGAAAACGUCACUAGCGACACUUGUGAGCCGAUCGUUGGUGGAUAGGCAUAUUAUGGACAAUAAGAAGAUGACUCUGUUCAACUUCUCCGCCUUGGCCAUACCCGACGAUUCGACAUUUGAGCAAGUUUUCAAGAAGCGUUGUACGAUCGACUGGAGCGAAGCAACUUUAAAUCUUCCCACGCCAGAUCGUAUGGUGUAUUUGGUGGUGGACGAAGUACAAGUGAUCUACAAAGAAGGAACAAAUCCUCCGAGACGCAAAUCCACUGUUUUUUGGGAGCUGGUCAAGUACGUUCUCAGCAACGGGAACUACAGCAUCAGAAUAUUGAUGUUUGCAGCGUAUGGAUCUGGUGUGGAGUACACGCGACUCGCUACUCCAAUACAGUUCGACGAUAGGAUUGUGUUGGGCAUCGACCAGCUGAAAUUUAGUCAUGCCGAAGUCUCUGAGUACGUCCAAAAGUGGUUUAAGGGUAUCACGUGCUUUGAAGGAUCAUCGUCAUCUGCGAUGAAGGAUUUCUGUGCCAAUUUGGAAGAGGUGACGGGUAGGCACGUUGGUCUGUGUGCGACUACCAUCUUUGAACUGAAUAGAGUCCAUGCCUCACGUAAUAGGAGUGCGAGUCGUCAACCAUUGCCAGCCGAGUGGAUCCGCAUGCUGCAAAGUGGGUCACUGUAUGAAGCCAACGAUAAAGCGCUGUUUAAAGCGCUGACAUCAACACGCGCUGUGAAGGUGUUAAAUACCCUUGACAAGGACGAGCUGGAUCGGCUAGAACGCAUUGCUUAUGGUGCCAACUCUGAUUUUGAUACUGAUAUAGUUGAGCAAUGUCUUCGAAAGGGCAUUCUUGUUCAAACUGAGCGGCGUUUUGAGUUCUCGUCACCAGUGAUGUGGCGAUUCUUUGUCAAGAUGCGCGUUGGUCACAUCGUCCGAGCACUUCAUGUCCCCAAAACCCUUCCAGAGAUGGUCGCUCGAGUGAUGCGAUCGAUCGAUUAUGAUAGCAUCCGCCAGACGCUUGGCAGAAGUUUGUCGAGCGAUAUUCCUCUGGAAAGAGCGUGGCAAAUGGAAUUUUACAAGGCUGCGUAUCGCUGCACACCAAGCACUUUCGUGACGUCUGCGGAUGUGGGUGCGUUGUUUGGAUCCAGUGGGUUCGUCGAUUUUACAAUUCAUGGAGGUGACAUCUUUUGGGGCAUCGAGUUGUUGCGAGAAGCCAGCAACUUGGCUGAACACAUCAAACGAUUUUCCCCUGGUGGUCGCUAUUCCUCGCUCCCGUUGACCGAGUUCUGUCUGGUUGACUUUAGACGUGUUGCUUCGAUUGACGAUGUGCCGAUUGAACGUAUAGCGGAAAAUAUGCGCGACUGCGACAAGCUCUUCGUCGUGUGUUAUGACGCACGGAUGGCAGGUGUUAUGGUGAUUAAUUCCGCAAUGGAUGUCGUCUACAGGACUCAAUCUUAA